UUACGGUUCGCGAUACACUUCAAACUCUUAAUUCCAACCCAUAAAUUGCUAUUUGCUAGUGUUACCAAUAUAGUAUGUAGUGCUAUUGGUUGGAUAUAGCUCCGUAAAAAAUGCAGGUUUGGGGAGAACCACUGCUUGGCAUGAUGCAACAGUAUGACAUAUUGCUCGCGCUUUCCUGGCCCAAAUCAUAUUAUAGAAAAUGCUGCAGUUACGGUAGUGAGAUCCUCUCUUCCUCAAAAUCCAACGGAUAGGCAAAUAAACGAGACUUGAAAUGGGAUCCCAACAUACCCCGACUGCUGAAAAUGCCACUCUACUUCAGGGUUUUGAGUGGAAUGUACCAGCAGAUGGCAACCACUGGAAGCGACUUCUCUCCAAGAUCGAUACUCUCAAAUCAGUUGGCAUAGACAACAUAUGGCUUCCUCCAGGAUGUAAAGCAUCCAGCUCAGAGGGGAACGGCUAUGAUAUCUAUGACCUGUAUGAUCUGGGCGAAUUCGAACAGAAAGGGUCGCGACGCACGAAAUGGGGCGGCAAAGAGGAACUCAUGGAACUAGCCAAGAAGGCCAAAGACGUUGGUGUCGGCCUAUAUUGGGACGCAGUUCUGAACCACAAGGCCGGAGCGGACCACAAAGAGAAAUGCCAAGCGGUUGAAGUCGACUCCGAAGACCAUGAGAAGGCAGUGACCGAUCCGUAUGAGAUAGACGCAUGGUUGGGAUUUGACUUCCCUGGACGAGGAGACGCAUACAGUUCUCAGAAGUAUCACUGGGAUCAUUUCACCGGGACUGACUACAACGGCGCAAAUGAAAAGACGGCAAUCUACCGCAUCCUCGGCGACGACAAGCAUUGGAGCCACACUGUCCCGAAGAACGAGGAUUAUAUGAUGUUUGCGGACGUCGACUUCCACCACAAGGAGUGCUCCGACGAUGUCAAGAACUGGGGGGUUUGGAUUACGAAAGAGCUUGGCUUGAAAGGAUUUCGACUGGAUGCUGUUCAGCACUACUCGGAGACAUUCACCGAUCAUUGGGUGUCGUUUGUCAGACAAGAAUGCGGCGACGACAUCUUCAUGGUGGGAGAGUAUUGGGUUGGUGAAACGUCGACGCUGAAGGAGUGGCUGGACUCCAUGGGUCCAAAAUUUCACCUCUUUGACUCGCCGUUGCUCUACAAUUUCUCCCAAAUAUCGACGUCAGAAAAUGCCGACCUGAGGCAAGUUCUCGACAACAGUCUUGUUCAGGAAGCGCCCAUGAAUGCUGUUACUUGCGUAAUGAACCAUGAUACGCAACCCGGGCAGACAAUGGAGACUCCAAUCGAAGGAUUUUUCAAACCGCUGGCCUACAGCCUCAUUCUUCUUCGGCAAGACGGGUACCCUUGCGUAUUCUACGGCGACCUCUACGGGAUAGGUGGCGAGCACCCUGAACCGCCCUCCUGCGGCGGUAAGCUGCCCGAUCUAAUCCUUGCUCGCAAACUUUAUGGAUAUGGAGAGCAGAAUGACUAUUUCGACGAGGAAAACUGCAUCGGCUGGGUGCGUCAGGGGACGAGCGACAGGCCAAACGGACUCGCUUGCGUGAUGAGCAACGCAGGUCCAGGGGAACGGAAGAUGCUCGUGGGCAACGAGCAUGCUGGGGAAGUUUGGACCGACUUGCUAGGCUGGCAGCCCGACGAAGUUACGAUUGAUGAGGAGGGAUGGGGGUUGUUUAAAUGUCCUGGGAUCAGCAUCAGCGUUUGGGUCAGCAAGAGUGCUGAAGGAAGGGAUAGGUUUCCCGCGAAAUUCGACUCUGACAUAUACAAAGAUGGAUAGGACGAAUUCAUUAAGUGAAAUCGUCAAGAGGAGAAGCUGGUCAGAACUUGAAUGUUACUCUUUAAGGUUUACGAUAUUGAGGCUCUUGGAGCAAGCAGGGGUGGGACAGGGGUCUUCGAUCGCAUCCACCAGGAAUGUAGUCAUGAAUAUCAGG
Molecule: messenger RNA, 1946 nt
Organism: Eremomyces bilateralis CBS 781.70
Lineage: Eukaryota; Fungi; Ascomycota; Dothideomycetes; Eremomycetales; Eremomycetaceae
Product: putative alpha-amylase
Exons: 3
Coding region: 272-1792 (506 amino acids)
Biological process (GO): carbohydrate metabolic process
Molecular function (GO): hydrolase activity, hydrolyzing O-glycosyl compounds; calcium ion binding
Source: RefSeq, a predicted model, not a curated record